AUGGCACACGGCGACUCGGAUACAGACCACCGCAGACGCCGAAGUAGGGACCCCGAAGCACACCAUAGACGACACAGGAAGAGGAGACACAGCAAGCAUGGCACCGGCGAACCCACAUCUGCCCCGGAAGCAUCUUCGCAAGGCACGGGCCAGAGGUUGUCCAUGGGCGCCCUUGCGCAAUUGAACGAACACAACGCCCGGGGCAUCUCCCAAGAACCACCCAAAGAACCGGAACGGAGGCCAAAGCGAGACCGGCUGCGGCGGGAGUCGUACCGCGUCGUCGAUGCCGAGUACGAUCCGCCCAGGAGGGAGCGGCGCCGGAGAGACAACGAUUACGAGCAAUCGGGAGGGGAAAACGACCGGUCGAGGAGAGAACGUCGGCGCAAGGAGGAGUACCGGGAAGAAGGCGGAUACGAAUCGCGGGAGCGGGACUGGGACCAGGAACGAGACCGUCGCCGCCGCCGACGAGCAGCCAACGCAGAAUCGGGGGACGAAGUUGAGGAUAGGCCCCGAGAGAGAGAAUCGAGAUCCCGCAAGAAAGAUCGGAGGGUGGUCAGCGGUGCCGUCGCCGAGGAAGGCAGGGCGAUUCCGGGCAUACGCGGCGGCGGCGCGAGAAAGCACGACAGCUACGACAGCUACGACAGUAUAUCGAACGAGAAGUCGGCCGUGGUCGACUACAAACCCGUGUGGUACCGGAAAAAGAAGAGGUGGAUCGUGGCCGGCGUCGCGCUCGGCGUGCUCAUCAUCGUCAUCGUGGUGGCCGUUGUCGUGAGCAAGAAGAAUGCGGCGGCGGCGGCGGGAGGACGCAACAGGUCCGGGCUGCAGGACGUCUCGCAGGACAGCAUCCCGGCCGCGGCCAAGGGCACGUACCUCGACCCGUUCACGUGGUACGACACGACCGACUUCAACGUGACCUACACGAACGAGACCGUCGGCGACCUGCCCGUGAUGGGCCUCUUCUCCGACUGGGACGACGCGGUGGCGGCCAACGACAAGGUGCCGGCGCUCGACGAGGACUGGGGCGACUACGCGGCGCGGCCGGCGCGCGGCGUCAACCUCGGCGGCUGGCUCUCGCUCGAGCCCUUCAUCACGCCGUCGCUGUUCGCGUACGACGCGCGGCUCGGCAUCGUCGACGAGGCGUCGCUGUGCCGCCACCUCGGCCCCAAGACGGCCGCGGCGACGCUCGAGCAGCACUACGCCACCUUCGUGACCGAGCAGACCUUCGCCGACAUCCGCGCCGCCGGGCUCGACCACGUCCGCAUCCCCUACAGCUACUGGGCCGUCGAGACCUACGGCGACGACCCCUUCGUCUUCCGCACCUCGUGGCGCUACCUCCUGCGCGCCAUCGAGUGGUCCCGCCGCCACGGCCUGCGCGUCAACCUCGACCUGCACGCGCUGCCCGGCAGCCAGAACGGCUGGAACCACAGCGGCCGCCAGGGCCCCGUCGGCUGGCUCAACGGCACCGACGGCGCGCUCAACGCGCGCCGCUCGCUCGACGUGCACGACCGGCUGACGCGGUUCUUCGCGCAGCCGCGGUACCGGCGCGUCGUCGCCUUCUACGGGCUCGCCAACGAGCCGCGCAUGGUGUCGCUGUCGGCGGACGCGGUGGAGGCGUGGACGGCGGACGCGUACGACCUGGCGCGGCGCAACGGGCUCGCGGACGCGCACGUCGUCUUCGGCGACGGCUUCAUGGGGUUGGCCAACUGGCAGGGCAAGCUGGCGGGGCGCGCCGGGCUCGUGCUCGACGUGCACCAGUACGUCAUCUUCAACAACGACCAGAUCGUCUUCCCGCACCGCGACAAGGUCCGCUACGCCUGCGCCGGCUGGUCCGAGCAGACCCGCCUCAGCAUGGACCCCGCCACCGGCUUCGGCCCCACCAUGUUCGCCGAGUGGUCCCAGGCCGACACCGACUGCGCCCGCCACCUCACCAACGUCGGCUGGGGCAACCGCUGGACCGGCACCUACGCCUCCGGCAACGCGUCCACCGAGGCCCUCACCCCCAAGUGCCCCGCGCGCGACGCCUCGUGCAGCUGCGCCGAGGCCAACGCCGACCCCAGCGCGUACAGCGACGAGUACCGCCGCUUCCUCAAGAUGUUCGCCGAGGCCCAGAUGGUCUCCUUCGAGAAGGGCUGGGGCUGGUGGUACUGGACCUGGGACACCGAGGACGCGCCCCAGUGGAGCUACAAGAAGGGCCUCGCGGCCGGCAUCCUGCCCGCCAAGGCCUACGACAAGGACUUCAACUGCGACAGCGAGGUGCCCGACUUCGCCGGCCUCAGCGAGACGUUCUGA
Durotheca rogersii is the source of this 2289-nucleotide messenger RNA. Its product is annotated as glycoside hydrolase family 5 protein. The coding region runs from base 1 to 2289 and encodes 762 amino acids. Gene Ontology annotation, cellular component: extracellular region; cell surface. Gene Ontology annotation, molecular function: beta-glucosidase activity. The transcript is spliced from 2 exons. Gene Ontology annotation, biological process: glucan catabolic process. The record is from RefSeq and is a predicted model, not a curated record. NCBI's taxonomy places the organism in Eukaryota, Fungi, Ascomycota, Sordariomycetes, Xylariales, Xylariaceae.